This is a messenger RNA of Thyridium curvatum, 3369 nucleotides long. RefSeq lists its product as uncharacterized. NCBI's taxonomy places the organism in Eukaryota, Fungi, Ascomycota, Sordariomycetes, Thyridiales, Thyridiaceae. The coding region runs from base 1 to 3369 and encodes 1122 amino acids. Gene Ontology annotation, cellular component: cytoplasm. The transcript has 2 exons. Gene Ontology annotation, biological process: chromatin remodeling. The record is from RefSeq and is a predicted model, not a curated record.
AUGGAGCCUUCCUCAGCAUAUCGCAACUCGGUCACACGCCGCAACGAGUUUUUCGCAAAGCUCAAGCCGGUCUGUGUUGAGAUUAGCAAGGCAGUUAUGCGUCAAGAGACCAUAAGUUCGGCCACCAAGCAAGAGCUCAUUCGACUCACAGACCAGCUGUAUGGCAUCCUGACCACACAGACAGCUUAUGAUGCGUCAGUGCUCGACAGCAAGCUCGCAGAAUACGUCUUUUUCCCGCUUUCCUUCAUUUUUCGCAAGAAAGAGCAAUGCCCGGCCCGCCUUGUCGAGAAUGCGGUCAAGGUUGUGCGUGUACUCAUCCAGUAUGGGUGGAAAUCAUCGAUAUCCAAGGAGCUGUCCCAGCAACUUCUCAUCCUACUGACCUUCCUCGUUGGAGGAGUUCCUGGCCAACCAAGAAGCCGGGAUUCUCCUGAAGAAACAGCUCUGGAGGGAUUUCGAGCCCUCACUGCGUUGAUGAGGGCUGCUGGCUCAGUGUCGCCUACCUCAUCCCCCUUAACCGAUAUCAAUCUAGUACCUGCAAUGGGCCAUACCAUAACUGUCAUUCUCGACGGUAUCAAUGAUGGAGAGACUACAGAUAUCCGACUAGAAGCUUUGGAUACAAUCCAGGCAUUAUUUACCAGCGUCAAAGACCUCGAAGCGCUCGCAUCCUUUUUUCCGGGCACGGUGUCUUCACUGGCUACAGUGCUUUCACCGCCAGAGUCGCUCAAGACCCAGAGAAGAGUGCUCAUCCGCACUUUGCAAGUGCUCAAAACUAUCUUGGUCAAUGUUAUGGGCGAUAUGGCCACCAGAGAUAUACAGAAAAAGGCAAAGGACAAUGUCAAAGACACAAAGCCCGAGAAGAUGUUGACACCAGCCUGGCUGGAAGCGACCGCCGCGCAGGUGAAGUUGGCCCUGUCCACAGUUCUCAAGCUUCGAAAACACGGCUCUUUCGAGGUUCGACGUGCUGUUGAGGUAUUCACAGUGACACUUCUUGAUGAAUGUCACUCUUCACUAGCAAAUUGCACAUCGAUCCUCGUGGAAAGCGCCAUCAUCGCUGGCGGCGAGACCUUCAUAGACACAAGCAAGUCGACCCAUGGCCUGGCUUCGAUUGACCCAAAGGCAAAUCUCGAGGAACUUGCACGUAUAACAAAUCUGGAAGAUCUCGCAACAAUCUACCCAGAAUUAGGCGAGGUGGUCAAGACAACCGUAUACGACUGGAUCACAAGUUUACCGCGGUCUCUUCAGUCCAGCGACGAAGAUGUCAAGAAACAAGCGAUACAGAACCUGAUGAAAGGCAACAAACUGAUUCGAGAUCUUCACCUCGACUCAUCGAUGAUUGAGGGUAGCCUGGCGACCACUCUCAGAGACAGCGUGGUUACACUCGUUCGCAAUUCCAAGGAGUCAAAGGUUGUUGGAGAUGUCGACUUUGAUGACAGCUUUUCCGGCAAUAGGAGUCUCGUCAAGUCACAUUCGGAGGAACCGGAAUUCUUGCCAGUAAUCAUGGCUCAAGAUGUGCAAUCGAGCACCCGCCAAGAGCUAGCUACUUUCAUUGCGAGUAUUGGUACACCGGCCCAGCAAGCGAUGCUAGCGAGCGAAAUGCUGGCCUACGUGCAAUAUGCAGAGGGCAUAGAGCAGAUAUCUGCUUACUGGCUAGCAUUCCAGCUGCUCAAGUCAUCUUAUUCAAAGACCUCCGACGUGGACUCCUUCCUGGAUCUAUCCAUGCUCACCAACGCUUCUGACAAUCAAGAACUCGUCUUCAACGAGCUGUACACUUUCUCAGUAUCAACACUGUCGGCACACUCUGAUACUGUUGAUGUGGACUGGCGUCUUGAGGCUGUAGCUCUGGAGAUCACUGCCUUUGCAUCGUCCCGUAUGGGGGCAUCUUUCCGGCCAGAGCUCAUAGACGUUCUAUAUCCGGUGUCUACAUUGUUGGGGUCGCCUACGCCUCAGCUUCGUCGGCAUGCGAUAACAACACUCAACAUCAUCGCCGCAUCCUGCGGAUACGAUAAUGUCUCGGCAAUGAUUAUCGACAACGCCGACUACAUGGUGAAUUCCAUCUCUCUAAGAUUGAACACACUGGAUAUCUCACCCGCCUCUACAAAAGUCUUGACGAUGAUGAUACGGCUCACUGGACCCAGCUUGAUUCCUUAUCUUGACGAUGUCAUAGCUGCCAUAUUUGCGGCCUUGGACAAUUACCAUGGCUAUCCCGCCUUUGUCUCUAGCCUAUUCGCAGUGCUUGGAGAAGUGGUCGAACAAGGCGCGAAGUCUGAUGUCCUGUUGCUUGAAAGCAAGGACAGAGUCGUGAGCCAUAGGAAGAGAGCCUUGGAGGCCACACGGACAGAAGACAUCGUCGACAUGCUCGCUGGCCGUACAGAGAAGAGGCGAAAGCAGCGAGAUGAGGUGGAUGUUGAGGAGAUCGUCCGGGGUCAUUCUCAACAGCCAUGGAAAUCUGAGGCAGAGACGAUGCUCGACCAGAUGGAGAAUCCAGAGCAAGAGCAAGGCGAGCAGUCUUCCGGCAAGGAAGUCGACAAGGCAGAAGUGCCCAAGACACCGACAUACCAGAUUCUGUCGCGUAUAGUCAUGCUUACUCAACAUUACCUGACCUCCCCCACACCGACGCUCCGCAAAUCGCUUCUGGACCUCCUCAAGACAGUUGCCCCAGCCUUGGCGCCCGAUGAGAACGCUUUCCUGCCCUUGAUCAACAGCGUGUGGCCCGUCCUCGUCUCGAGGCUUUACGAUAGCGAAUCUUACGUCGCGAUCGCAGCUUGCGGGGCAUUAGCAGCUCUUUGCGAAGCCGCGGGGGACUUCCUGGCGAGCCGCAUCAAGACGGAGUGGUGGGACCGUCUGGGGAAGUGGUGCAAGAAGUCUAAACGCGAUGCGGCACAGCACGGCAAGGGACGCGGGGUUGCAGGCGGAAGGAACCCGCCCACCGAGCGAGGCCGCCUUGCGGGGGCCGCCGUGGGGCUUUUGGAAUCUAAUGCCGGCGAUAUCCUGAUCCCAACGCGGUCGGAUAGUGGCGACUUGGGCGUCCAGCUCUCCAGCACGUCACCUGCCUCGUCCCUCGCGGCCGGCUCGACAACUGGCCUGGGCAGAUUCGCCCAGGCGGCUCAGAUCUGGGAAGCCGCAGUCCAACUCUUGACCGCGAUAGUGUCCUUUGUCCGUCUAGACGACGAGAUAUUUGACGAGAUUUUGGACUUGUUGGCCGAUACACUGGCCCGGAACGACGCGGCCCGCGAGGCUCUCGAGGUUGUCAACGCGGAUGCCGUUUGGCUCGCUCUCUACAGACGCGGAGAGGCACAGCUCCCGGCCCAACCACACCUGGAGGGAGCUGGCUUUGCAGAUUUCGAGCCAGCAACCAAUCUAGUCAGGUGA